AUGGAGGCGGCGUGGCUGGUGCCGGGGCUGGCGGCCGUGGCCCUUGCCGGGCUGGCCCUGAUUGCCAUCGUUUCACACGUGACUGCCACAAAGACGCCAAGCCUUAACCGACACAGUGACGAAAAGUUCUUUCUGACUGCUGAAGGAAAGAAGGAGCCUGUGCCCAGUAUCCAUGACCCUUCAACGCGUGACCUUUCUGUAGUCGUGCCUUCUUACAAUGAGGAAGAACGGUUACCUUCGAUGAUGGAUGAAGCUUUACAGUAUCUAGAGAAGAGGCAGAUGCAAGAUCCCGCCUUCACCUACGAAGUCAUCGUGAUUGAUGACGGCAGCAGAGAUCGGACUACAAAGGUCGCCCUAAAGUAUAGCCAAAAAUACGGUCGUGAUAAAGUGCGAGUCCUCCAGCUGGUGAAGAAUCGCGGAAAGGGAGGAGCAGUUAGGAUGGGUGUCUUCAGUUCGCGAGGGAAAAAAAUACUCAUGGCGGAUGCUGACGGAGCCACGAAAUUUGAAGACGUCGAGAAGCUCGAAAAGGGUCUUGAGAACCUCCAGCCCUGGCCUGAGCAGAGGGCCAUCGCCUGCGGCUCUCGAGCCCACCUGGAGAAAGACUCGAUCGCGCAGCGCGCCUACUUCCGAACACUUCUCAUGUACGGAUUCCACUUCCUCGUGUGGUUCCUUUGCGUUAAGGAAAUAAGGGACACCCAGUGCGGGUUUAAGCUAUUCACCCGAGAAGCCGCUUCCCGAACAUUUUCGACUCUUCAUAUAGAGCGCUGGGCGUUUGACGUGGAACUUCUUUAUAUAGCGCAACGCUUUAAAAUACCGAUAGCAGAGGUCGCUGUCAACUGGACAGAAAUUGAAGGUUCCAAACUGGUUCCCUUCUGGAGCUGGCUGCAGAUGGGCCGGGACCUUAUCUUCAUACGUCUCCGAUAUUUGACGGGCGCCUGGCGGCUCAGCACAAGAAAAAUGGACUAGGUUCAUAUGCCCUGUACAAAUAGAUUUUUUAAUAUUUCAAA
This is a messenger RNA of Euleptes europaea (tarantolino), 1007 nucleotides long. RefSeq names its product ALG5 dolichyl-phosphate beta-glucosyltransferase (gene ALG5). The transcript is spliced from 10 exons. Lineage: Eukaryota; Metazoa; Chordata; Lepidosauria; Squamata; Sphaerodactylidae. The record is from RefSeq and is a predicted model, not a curated record. The coding region runs from base 1 to 966 and encodes 321 amino acids. Gene Ontology annotation, cellular component: endoplasmic reticulum membrane.